This is a messenger RNA of Arachis stenosperma, 1305 nucleotides long. RefSeq lists its product as uncharacterized. The record is from RefSeq and is a predicted model, not a curated record. The transcript has 4 exons. The coding region runs from base 1 to 1305 and encodes 434 amino acids. NCBI's taxonomy places the organism in Eukaryota, Viridiplantae, Streptophyta, Magnoliopsida, Fabales, Fabaceae.
AUGGCAGAAAGCAGUGGCUCAAAUUUGGUGUCCUACAACCUUACAGAAGGACAGUCAAGCAACAGACUGCCUCUUUUCAAUGGAAAAAACUAUACCUAUUGGAAGGAGAGAAUGAAAAUCUUUGUGCAAGCAGUAGACUACAGGCUUUGGAAGAUCAUCCUAGAGGGUUCUCAGUUUCCAACUAACACAAAUGCUGAAGGAGUAGUUACUCUUAAACCAGAAGCAAGCUGGACCGAGGAAGAUAGAAAGAAGGUGGAGCUAAAUACCAAGGCUAAAAAUGGUGAAGUUCAAAGGCAAAUGAAGAAAGACCUUAGCAAAGUAACUUAUUACAACUGCAAGGAAAUGAGGCACUUCAAAUCUGAUUAUGAUGAUGAUGAGGAAUCCGAGACCAAGUCACAACCAUGUCUCAUGGCAGAUCACAUAGAUCAGUUCAUCACCGUUGCACUCACCACACCAAAAAAAAUCACACCCGGAAGCAGUGCUCAGAAGUCUAAAGGGUUUGCCUUGAAUAAUACCAAGGAGUCAGCAAACCUGGAGACAUGGGAUUUCAAGAAAAAGCUCCAAAAAUCACAUUCUCACUAUGAUCCAUCUAGGUUCAACUCUUGUGUAUCCUAUGAAUUCCACAAAGAAGAUAUGAGAAAACGUCAUCUCUGCGCUACUUACCUCAUCGAUCUUAACUCACUCACCAACAAAGGAAUCCAUGUCUCUUCUCUGUUUGACAACCUUCAAUGGACACCACUGCUUCACAUUCAAAAACCGGUUUAUCCCGGUUUGGUCUGUGAAUUCUAUGCCAACAUGCGACUAAUGGAUGGCAUCAUUCACUCCUAUGUGAAGGGAGUUCACAUAAUCCUUGAUAUUGCAACCCUUGGGAUGGCUCUAGGCUACAAAGAAAAGGGACCAAGGGUAUACAUGUCCAAGAAAUGGGAUUUACAGAUUGGGAUCACUUACCAGAUGGCUUUAAAUCAAACCUGCGAAAGUCUCUCUAGAAUGGAUGGUACGAAUCCAACUCUCAAGGAACUUGGUCCAGAUAAGACAAUUCUUCUUUACAAACUCAUAUCUCAUGUUCUUAUACCACAAAGUAGUUCACGCCACCGGGUAACAAUUUCUGACUUUCUUGCUCUUGUUACUUCUUCUCAAAUUUCCUUUGCAUACCUUAUGAUAAGGCAUAUGUGGAAAUCUGUAAAGGAUACCAAAAAGGCUAGUCUUCCAUAUGGCAUGUUUCUCACCAGCAUUUUUGAGUAUUUUGAAGUUGAUUUAACAAAUGAAGCUGUUGAGAAUAAGGUUUCAGUCAUUAAGGGAGGAUGA